AUGCUACUUCGCAUAACGUACGACGAAGAUGUAAAGUUGUGCGCCGUCCUCGACAAGCACGAGGUGAGCGCGUAUUUUGUCGAGGAAUGGGGCAUCUCACAGGGCAGUAAAUUCGAUUUUUUGCGUGCGGUCUGCGGCAGUAUGGUGACUUCGUUUACAAAGCAGCGGGAUGUCCUCGACACGUUGACACAGCGCAUGGCGCAUGCAUAA
Messenger RNA from Hyaloperonospora brassicae, 210 nucleotides. The record is from the annotation of a GenBank genome assembly. Lineage: Eukaryota; Oomycota; Peronosporomycetes; Peronosporales; Peronosporaceae.